Molecule: messenger RNA, 13265 nt
Organism: Pomacea canaliculata
Lineage: Eukaryota; Metazoa; Mollusca; Gastropoda; Architaenioglossa; Ampullariidae
Product: serine-rich adhesin for platelets-like
Exons: 11
Coding region: 809-4177 (1122 amino acids)
Biological process (GO): regulation of DNA-templated transcription
Molecular function (GO): sequence-specific DNA binding; DNA-binding transcription factor activity; zinc ion binding
Source: RefSeq, a predicted model, not a curated record
GGGGUUGUAGCAUUAAGUGAGGAAGGGUACGGUGUGCGUAUCAGAGCCUCUUGUCCGACAGCGGGGCUGUUGGAGGGGGACCUUUUAGGUCAGGGGAGGCGAGCUGAAACCUUCUCGCUCAGGUUUCCCCGCACGGCUACGAUGGCUGCCGGAUGAUUAUAGGAAAAAGUACAGAGCGCAGGUCUGUGCGACUCCUUGGGGUUUGAUUGUGUGCAUUUCUAUGUAAGGACACAAGCAGUUGCUUCGACAUGAAUCUAGGACAACGUUGGGCCAGUCCUCCAAUCAAUAAGGCAGCCAGGGUUUGUAGAGUUUUGUGUGUAGAAUGCGCAGGCUGCUAGAUCAGCUGGCGAGAAGUGUGCCCAAACAGGCAGAAUAUUGAGGUAACAUCCAGUACACCCAGCCGCGGCAUGUUACACUUGUACGGUUCAUAUGGUAGUAUUUAAACUCUCUCACACGGUCUGGCAUGCCUUUAGUUUAUCACAUACCUCCAUCAUUAAAGUCACUUGCUGAAAUCUACAUCCAUGCCAUCAAUUUUGAACACCAACAGGAGGCAAGACCUAUAUGUUUAGCUUUCACUAAAGGAGAUUAAAGAAUGGACCCUCCCCUGUGCACUCAGCAGAGCAUACAUCAGCUUCACCAGCAGACAUGAUUUACCAGGGAAGAUGACCUGAGGAAGACAAAGAUGAGCAGCUUACACUCAGAAACAGGGGCAGACAACCAGAACAACACGUCCAGCAGUCCAGAGCAGGUCAAAGUCUGCUUCUAUAUUACCAUGCUCCUUUGGCCUUCACCCUACUGAAACCUCGAAAUGCCUCCACCCAAAAAACCUAAGAAUGGCCCCACGAGAUUUGAGCAGUUUCUCUCACAGGAGGAAAUACAGAAAAUGGAGGAGGCCGUGUCAGAGGUUUCAGCCCCAUCCUCACUGGGAGCAAGCAACACAAUGGGAAACGGCAGCAGCAACUGCAUUGAAGGCAGUGGGAGCAGGAAGAAGAGUAGCAGAGCAGACAGCAGUGAAAAGCGUGCUUCAUCAUCCUCACUGCUAUCAUCAGUGGUUGCAUCUUCAUCCUCUUCUGCUGUCAAAGGUGAAAGCUCUUCCAUGACCACCACUACCACCACCACCACAGCUUCAACAUCAUCACUGCUGUCAUCAGUGGUUGCUGCCGCAUCCUCCUCUGCUGUUAAACAUGAGGGCACUGCCAUCUUCACAUCCAGCACCACCACCACAGGCAACUCUUCCGGCUCCAGAAGUGUGUCAGUGGUUGGGUCAGGUUUGGUUACUGCUGAGUCGGAAGCCAGUGAUGGACCAAGCGGUCGAGGUCUGCUGCGAGAACUCUUUUCCAAGAGUGACCCUGACCUCACCCACAGUGAAAUUCACACUUCUUUGCCUGCUUUAGAUCCUGAUGUUCCCUCACCAGCGAAGCAAAGUCGAAUUGGCAGCGGCAAAGGCCGUCGAUUCAGAGUUACUGCUGCCACUGAACCGAGUGGUGCUAAGCCUGAUGAUGGUGUUGGUGGUAGGGGAGAUCACAGACAGCCAAAGGACAAUGCUGACGCAGGUCAGCCUAGCUCUUAUACCUCAGGGGCCUCCAUUGACACUUUCCUCUUUGAUGAACAAAGAAUAAGUGGCAGUGGAAAUGGCAGCAGUGGUUCUGCACCAGCCACAGAGACGGCUGUGCCCCGAAAAGAUCUCUUGGAGCAUACAUACCUCACCUCUUUGAUUAAAGAGUCCCCGCCCUCUUCAGGGGCUGUUGCCACAGCAUAUUUAGAUCGUGCGGGGGCUUCAACUUCAGGGAAGAUGUUGCGUGGCCUGAUAGGACAGGGUGAUGCACAUGUGUCGGCACCAUCCACUUUUAUCCACGCAGCUCUACAGCUACCUCUUAUGGACACAAGUACCUCAGGGCACUCAGUUUCACGCCCAAACCAUACCUCGAUGUUAAGCUUCUUACCGGGUCAAGGCACACAUCCUCACCAUCCCUCAAUCCCUAAUCCUCCUCUGCCUCGGUGUUGUGGGUCUUCUUCGCUACCUCUUGUUAACACUAACUCAACCUCUGUGACCUCAUUUUCUUCUUCUCACACCCUCUCGCUGUCCCACACCUCUUCAGUGCAAGGAUCAGGCAGUGAGCCCUUUGACCUCUCUUUCAAGAAACCUCAUUCUCUCUGUCACAGCAGCAAUGCUGCUGAGAUCAGGAAUAGCAGCAGCAGCAGUAGCUGUAGCAGCAGCAAUAACAGCGCCGGCAGUGACAAGACCACAGACCUCGCUCCUCGUCCAGGCAGCACUGGCGACUCUGCUUCCUCCUCUUUUUCUCCCCGCACUAGCAACAGCAACAACAACAAUGCAGGUAACAACAAUACCUCCAGCUCCCCGUCAAAGGGAGGACGCAGCACUCCCUCCUGUAGGGGAGAUAUCAACGGGUCACCAACAACCACUGGGCUGAGCUUAACCCAAUCACCUCAAUUUAUGGACGUACAGGCCAGCCAGAUGAGCACUUCACCUCACACACAGCACUACCUUCCAGAGAGCAGCCCCAUCACCAGCAUGAGUGCUGCUGCAGCAACCCCAACCAGACCUGCAACAGCAGCUGCCACUCAAAAAUCAUUUUCUGCUGCCAGCAAGUCUGCUGCUCAUGACACCGCUCAGAACAUCUCAAGAGACCUGUCUGACUUCGAGUGCUCCCACAGUGAGGGCCUUGGACAGGACCGCCUGGCGUCAGGAGUGUCGGGUCCCAGCCCAGGGGUUGGUCCUGGGUCUGGAGGAUUGGGCACAGGAGCCCCUGGCAUGCCCAGCCAGUCCCUGAUGAGUGGCUCUGGGCAUCUGCAGGCUCCCACCUCCACCACACCUGAUGGAGGAGUUGGGACGGGGAUGCAUCCAAACUUUUUGUCCAUGGAACCUCAUCCUUCAGCCAUGGGGCCUGGAGACAUUAGCAUAAAGCAGGAGAUUUCAGCAGGGAGCAGCACAACCGCUAAGUUGUGUCAAGUUUGUAACGAUAAUGCCUCGGGCUUUCACUAUGGUGUUUGGUCCUGUGAAGGAUGUAAGGCCUUCUUCAAGCGUUCAAUACAAGGUCCAGUUGACUACAUGUGCCCAGCAACAAACAACUGCACUAUAGACAAACACCGGCGAAAGAGCUGCCAGGCAUGUCGACUACGCAAAUGUUAUGAAGUUGGUAUGAAUAAAGGCAGCCAGCGAAAAGAGAGAAAACACAGUGGCGGAGGAGGUGGCGGCAAGGGAAGGCGCUGUAGAGCUGAUUCUACGGAUGCAUCUGUCAACUCAACAAUUGGAGGGGGUGCCUCUGCCUCUAAAAUGGCCAGGCGAGCACGAUGUGCAUACAUUCUUGAAGCACUACAGAAGGCUGACCUACCAGUUUUAGAAAGCUUUCACAAUCAUGAAGCUGCACCCACUAGAGUGCAUAUUCUUAACACUCUGAUCAAGCUGGCUGAUCGCGAGCUUGUUUAUCUUAUCAACUGGGCAAAGCAUGUGCCAGGUUACACAGAUCUUUCGCUAAGUGAUCAGGUGCAUUUGAUUGAGUGCUGCUGGAUGGAGCUGUUGCUGCUUAACUGUGCCUUCCGCUCCAUGGACCAUGAAGGCAAGCGCCUAGUCUUUGCGCCAGAUUUCCACCUGGACAGGCCACUUUGGAAUGUGACGGGAAUGACAGAGAUUUUGGAGCAGGUAGGGGCAGUGUCUGAGCAGAUGGUGCAAUAUUCUGUCAGCAAAGAGGAGUUGCUUCUGCUGCAGGCCACUGUCCUUGUGAACGCAGAGGUGCGUCGCUUAGCCAGCUACAGCAAAAUAGGAGAGAUGCAACAGAUGAUUGUAGAUGCCCUGAUGGACAUUGCACAGCGCACACACCCAGAAAAUCCUCGUCAUGUCCCCUCCCUCAUUCUCCUCCUUACCCACAUUCGUCAGGCAGGAGAGCGCGGCAUUGCUUACUUCCAGUCACUGAAGCGUGAAGGUUGUGUCACUUUCUGUGACUUGCUCACAGAGAUGCUUGAUGCACACAAUUCAGCUGCAGCAGCUGCAGCCUCAGCUGCUGCAACAACAUCAGCUGUCACUGCCACUGUGACGAUGCCAUCUACAUCUUCAGUGGGUGUGGAUCAGAAAAACAUAUCCCCUCAGCAACUAGCCAUGGGUGGGACCCUCAUCACCAAACGUGGUAGCCAAGAAGACAACAUGAAUCCAUAUGUGUAGACUUUAGACUGCAAGGCUGGGGCAAACUGCAGACAAAAGAAAGGCUCUACAAGAUCAACAACUGUGGCAGUGAGCACUACAGAAAGCAUUGCACUAUUUGUCAGUCCAAAGAAAGUUCCAAAGCUAUUUCCACAGUUACAGAGUUUUGAAGGAAUCCAAAAUACAGGACAAAUACAGGUGCUUAAUUUUGUGCAGAAAAAGAUGCAAGAUUCUUUGUUUUCUUAUUAUCUUUAAGGAAGUGGCUUUUACCAUCAGUGCACAAAUUGGUGGGAUUUCAAGUAGGUGGGAUUUUCAUUUGUGAUCUUUCUUCCUCUCAUCAUUUGUUUUUCUUUUCCAUGUCUGUUUUGACAUUGUUAUAAGUAAUAAUUUUCAGUCACUUUCUUCAUCAGUUUCUUACUUGGAAGGUUUUGAGAGCUUCAGUGAAACAUUUAACUAUUGGAGAGUGGUUUUAAAAAAUAUUACAAAUAUUUAAUACAAUUUUUUUAUUGCUUACUGCAUUUGUUUAAAUUAUUUUUAUUUUAAUGGUAAAAUUAAAUGUUGGUAGAUCUUAAUCUGUUAAAUAUUGUAGGUUCCUCAUGAUGUUGUUAAGUAUUGAGUAGAUCGUGUCAAAACCUUACAUUUUUAAAGUAUGAUAAAUCUGAACCAAAAUCAAGCACACCACCAGCUACUUUGGAGAUGAAGGAGAGACAGCCACCUUCAUUAAAUUGAGCCAUUCCAGCAUAUGAAAUAUGAAAGUUUGCCCCAGCAAGAGAUUAUACCUCUGCUUUGUAGAUCCGCGGUUGUGACACUUGACCCAUUUUGGCAACAUUGUCGCAGCCCACUGACUUUGCUAAUGCCAUUCCGAUUCCUAGGGCAACGACACCAUGAAUAUUGUUCUCACAAAUCUGUGACGACAGGAAGCACUGUGACCUGAGGUUUUCAGGAUUAUGUCUGCAGACUGGACUCUUACAGUAGUAGAAAGCACAUUAUGUUUUUGGACCUUGUGUGUGAAGCAGAGCUGUGUUUAGAUGUCGACAGUGGACAGCGUGCACAGUUUUUGUAGACUGAGGCAGUGGUGAGAGAAAAAGAUAUGAUUUUUCUGUAAAGUAUGUGUGCCAUUCUUGGAGAAAAAAAAUUUAAAGUACCAGCUGCAAAUUUGCAGCCAUGGUUUUGUUGUAGUUGAUUUUGUACCAAGGCUUUUAACAAUUCAUGCAUGAAACAGAUUGAAGAUCAGUUGUUUAGCAUUUUUUCAUGUUAACAUUCUUGGUAAGAUGUUUACAGGAGUUCAUUAAGCUCUAUUUCUUCACAAAGGGUCAUGGUCUUUUUUACUGCGUAGUCAUUUUUUCGGAUUCAUCUUGCCCUUGACAUUUUUUAUGACUGUGUUGUUGCUUCAGAUUAUACUUGUUACAAUUUUUUAGUCAUGUUUGAAAUGAAAUAUUGUUUUUCUUUUGACAUAUUUGAUCCUUAUUUUUUCCAAUUGUAUGUUACAAUUUUUUAAUAGUAGAUUUGUCUUUCACAAGGAGGCAUUUUAUUUCUGUUCAGCCCUGGAAGGCUGACAGCAGCAAACCUUUGUAGGUUGUCUUUUUGCUAGUAAGCAACAGUUCUGAAGAUCUGUUCACCUUAAAUUUGUUGUUAUAGUGGAGUCAAAAUAAUAGCUGUGUGUUGAAGAUGGAAAUUCAAGAAUCAGUACAAGUUUGAUGCAUCUACAUUUGCAAUUUGAUUGGUCAGAUAUCUUUACAGUUUGAGUUGUUAGAGUUACAUGUUAUAAAGAGGGGUGCUUCUGAGUAAGGUCGAUAAAGAAGAAAAAGAAAUAAAGUUUGAAUUUAAGAAAAGUAGACUGUUAAAACCUCUCAUGUUUUCAAAAAAAUAAUAGUUUGGGGAAAUAUAUUUUUUAUAUUGAAAUAAAAUUUGUAUUUUGUCAUUUUUAAGUGAUGUGUGAAUUUGUAGUCCCAGGUAUGACAUGGAAUGCCAAAAUUGCUUUCAACAAGUGACAGCUGAACUUUUAAUCGAUAUUUACAUGGCUUCAAAAACAAUUUCGGUAGAUUUCCGUGCAUGACUAAAAGUAUACCAAGUGCUUGUCUCUUAUAUAUCAAACUAUGUUAUGCUACACAAGAGCUGGAUUGGCAGCCAUGUUGUCUAUUGUAUUUCUGUAAUGAGUGUUUUGCACAUUCCAGGAUUGCUGUAAAUGAAGGGGUUACUUGCCUCAGAUCAUGGGAAAACACGUGCUUUCUCCUGUAGGAGAUACAGGCAUGUUGGUAUACUUCUGAAAACAAAUUGUGUAGACAGCACCUGUGAAAAAGUAUAAACUUCCUAAUGCUGCAAGGUAUUCUUGCAUAGGGACAUCUUGAGAUGUCAUAUUUUGGGAAUUUAUGGUCACUUGCACAGUAGUUCAGUAGAAAUGAGUUUUGUGUUUACAAAAAUGUAAAGACUGUUUCUGAGGCUACUAAAUCUAAAGAGACAAGUGCUGUAGCUUUUAUCCAUUCGCAGUAACUCUCUAUGUCAAUUUUUGUUAAAUACAAGUCCACAUUUUGAAAAUUGUGAGCUGAAUAGGCCUUAAAAUCUUAAAAACUUUACAUGGUAUCUCAUUUUUUACAGCUAUCAUGAAAAAUAUUUUUUCCUUUCUAUUUUUGACAUUUUAAAUGCAGUAUGAAAUGUUUAACAUCCCUCCAACGGGAAAUUAGUUUGUUUUGUUUUUUUUUAAACACGAGCAUGCAUAGAAAUCAGAUAUUUCAUCAGAGAUAAAUCAUCUCUCACCUUUCACUUCCUGAACACACUACUUUUCUGGUUUCCACCAUGUUUGAAUAUCUUAACAGAACAAUGUGUUAGUAGUCAGUGUUGUUUUCCUGCUUCUGCUGAUGAGUUAAGAUGAUUUUUUUUUUUUUAGUGGAAGGGGGUUUUGUAGUUAGGAUGAUACUAUUCUUCAGACAAGAUGUAUGUUAAUACAGUCAUUGCGGAAUAGAUAGGACUGCUUGGGCAUGUAAACUGCAGCAUCAUGUGUCAUGCACUGACGUUCUCCAGUAUUGGUUUGAAAUACAUUGGACACUGCCUGAAUAGAAUGUGGAUGCAUCAUUAGGAAAAUGCUAUGCAGAAAGGUUACUCCCUGUCAUGCUCACAUACCUCUAGUCUGAUAGCACCCUGUCUUAUUUGGCUGCAGGAGGAAUUCACAUACAGCAGAUAUGCCCAGAAAUUCUCCUGUGCAUAUAGUUUCUUCUUCCUUUGUCCCUCUCCCACCCCCAACUUGCCAUGAUACAGCCUAUGUUGCUGGCAUGUUGUCAAACACCUACAACAAACCAUCCCCUCCCCACUUGUUGACAUAGGCUAUGAACUGAUGUACCUAAAUUUACAACCCUGAUAACAUGGCAUUCAAGGUUUGUUGAAUGUAUAUAGUCAUUGAAUCUGUAACAGCAUUGGUUUUACAUUGUCAUUUUGUUUUUCCACCACUUAUGUCUGUUACUUGUACAGCGAACCAAAAGCUGGUGCUAUUCUUUUCAUUGUCUGAAAUUUACAUAAUUUAAGAAGCAUAUCCUGCCAUGAGAUUUUUUUUUUCCUAAGCAUACACUUGUUGAUGAAGGCUUUAAAUAGAAAUCAACUCACAACGCACAGUAAAUUAUGUGACAUUUUUUCCUGUAAGGUUUGUCGGUGAUAGAACAUAGUGAAGCACCAACAUGUGAUAAAGAGGCCUGAAAAUUGCAUACACUUACCUUUUUAAGCUUUCAGUCUCAUUUUUAAGUUUGAUAAAGGCCUGGAACUUCUUGAGGGCAUAAACCAGUGGCAAACAGUUUGAGAAUGGGGUGGGAAAAUAUAUAUACACACACACAUAUGCUACUACACAAGGAUUAAGGUAUUUUGAAUUUAAAAAACUAUUUUAAAACUUCCAUUAAGUGCACCUAUCAGCCCCAACCGAAAUCUUCCUGGGAUCUUUGGUUUCUUAUGCAUAUCAUUUAGCAAAAUUGAAAUAAAAUAAUUUGUAAAUGGUUUCCUUUUGGUCAAAGCAGAUCAUUUGAAAGGUAGAAGUGAAGUUAAAGAUUAGACAAAUGUUCAAAAUAAAAUAAUUUAAAGAAAAUUCAAUCCAUGUACGCAUUUAUGGCCUUCAUGGUUUUCUUUUUUCAUUUAGUUUUAUUUGCCAAAUUUUAAAAACCUACAUAAUGUAAUGCAAACAAGACAUGUCUUUAAACAGGCUGUCAGCAAUUCAAUCAUCAACAGUAAAGUUUUGCUACAUCUAAAUGUUCAUUAUUAUUAUUAUCAUCUUUGCUCACAUACACCUCUUGACAUCUUUCUGCUGAUUUGUACAGAGCUUUGUUUUUUAAAUCUAAGUUCCAUACAAGAGUUUACAAGCUUGUCAAUGAUUGAUGCAGACUAGGCUGUCUCUUAAAACCUUUUUCCUAUGCCCCUUCCCCCUCAAACAAAAUGCGGCUGAUUUCUGAAAUAAUUUUUUUUAUCACUAUAAUUUUUUUCUUGUUUAACUUUGUAUAGCUCAGGAAAGGGAGAAAAACAAGUCAAACAAACUAAAGUCAAUAUAUUUUGAAAAGAGAAUUGCCAUUUUGCAUAUUGCACACUUAUUUUAAGAUAUCCAGAGCCUGGUGAAAAACUGCACUGAGAUUUUGCUUUUACUUUAUGUCUGUUUUAGAUGUCUUAAUUUUAUGUCAUUUGUGCAAGCGUUCUUUUUGGCUAGACUAAAUUCAUUUCAUGAAUUUUUAAUAGGGAGGGUUGUAGCUGUUUGCUUUUGGCUUUUGCUGUGAAUUUGGAGGGUUAGUGUUGGUGUUAACAAUAGUCAGUCAUUCACAGUGUGCAUAUGUGUGUGCUUUUGUAGUUGCAUGUGCAUACAAGGUAUGCUGUGAACAUGUGGAUAUGAGUUUAGAUGACCAGUUUUGUAGCUAAAAGGAACUCCUAACUUUUUAAUAAAUUAACAAUGUAAUUUUAUGAGGAAGAUAAAUGAGGUGGAGAAAAAAAUCCUGAACCACUGUGUGCUGCUUUAAAUUAGUAUGCUGCACCUUUCUUAUGAAUAAGCAAGGACUGUGAUGGUGCUUCAAAAAUGGCAGUGCCAAGUGUCUUCAGUGUCCUGGAAGUUAUCCCACUUUUUAAAAUUAAUGUCUUAUUUUUGUUAAUAUCAUGCAUCAAAAUGCUGAGGAUUUUUAAAAAUCAUCCUUCAGAGCAUUUUGUCUUCAGCAUUUUUUACCACAGCUGAAAAAAGUAAUAUGAGUGAUUUAUUUCCUUCUAUAUGAGAAAAGUUUGUUGAUUCUUUAGAUAAUUAGGUAUGAAUGUCCCUUCUCUUCUUCCCAGAAUGUGAUGGUUACAAGUUAUAAAAAUAAUCUUACAGUUAUUGCUUUAAUUUUUUUUUUUUUUUUUUUUUUAAGUUGAAGUUUGAGUUGGAGAUGUUGAAGUCCUGGAACUUUUGGUUGACUUGACUGUUAGAGUGGUUUCUAAGUAUGUCAGUAAUGAAAUAUUUUACAGUUAGACUCAUUUGAUUUUAGAGUUCCAAGUCAGUACCAUAAAGUUGUGUUUAAUGUCACUUGUACAGAUAAUGGUCAUCAGUUGUAUAUACAUCAGAUACACUUUGCAUCAAAGAGAUAUAUAGAUCCAUAAUUCUGAUGACACAAAAAAAAAGCCUGGAAAUUGUUUAGACUUGUCAUGAUGUACUUGCCUGGCAACCAAUUUCUGCAUUUUAGCUUUAGACAUUUUAUUAAAAUUUAAUGUUUAUUUAGUGCCUGCAAUCUAACAUGUUAACUGCAAACCAAGAAUCUAAUUAUUAUAAUUUUUUGACCAGUACCAGAGUUUCAAAAUGUUGAUAGUAGCAUCAGAAUUCUUCACCUUUUGCAUCUUGUUUUUUUCUUUUUUUAAAUGUUCCCAUCAAUUUCUUAAAAUGUAACACUUGAUUGUGAGAAGUGCCAAUAUACCUUUGUAAGUUCUGAUCUUCCACUUACUUGCUUUAAUCAUGAAAGUGGUGUGAUAUGCUUUGUUUUUUGUUAGAAAGGUGGGACUUUUAACAGAUGUUUAAGAUCUGGGGGUUUUUGUGGAGUGGAUUCUGUUUAGAGUUAUAUAUGCUAAUUAGUACUGCAUGGUGAUAUUUAGACCAUUUUACACUCUUUUUUCUUUUUUUUUUUUUUUGUCAUAACUGUUUAUUUUUGUCUUUAGCAUGACUGGCAGAGUUAGAAUGGGAACAGUAAGAAAAAAUGAGGCCCGAACGAGAAGGUGGUGGAGUGGAAACUUAUUAUUCAGAAUCUUUUCUUUAAGUUUGGUAAUUUUUCAGUAGCAAUAAAUUUAUUUUAUCAGAAAUCAUGCCAUAAUCUGCACAUGCAGUUUCACAUUGGUAACAAAAAAAAAAUUACAGCAUGUCUUCAUUUCUAUGUGACUGAGACAGGACUGGACACUAAAAAUAUUUUCAAUCAAAUUUUCUGUGUGUGUGUGUGUUAAGACAUUGUUUACCAUAGAGAAUUUGCAGCACUUCUCAAGCCAGGUUUACAUGAUUUGCUUGCACAUGUAACAGAAUCAUUUUCAUAAAUAAGUGUGGAAAUUAAUUAUGAAAAAGAAUUUUUACAAGCUUUAUGACAUACAUCUUGCAAAUUUUCAUCCACACAGUAUCUUCUUUACAUAUACUACAGUCUUUUAUUUUUUUAAUACUUUUUAAAUGAUAAUUGAGAAGGUGAAGACAAGUGAGAAAGGUUGCCUUAGAGUGUUCUUAGUCAGCAUGCUAUUUACAGUUUUUGUUGUUGAUAGGUUGUUGAAUGUGCAUGUUUGGGUUUACUUCCACACGUAUCUUUCAGCAUGUUUUGUUUUGAGUUUACAGAAUUGAGGCAGUAGGUGGUUAUAUUAAUAAGUUCUUAUAAUGUAACAAGUGUUAAUUAGACUGGUAAGUUGAUAUAAUUUAUAAGUGGAGACAAUUUGUACAAUAUUUUUGUAUUUUUAUUUGACUUUAUUAUCUUAGAAAAAGUUGGUUGUUAUGCAAGCAGUGAACAGUCAAGAAUGCAAUCAUUGACCAUAUAAAUACCAUGCUCUUAGUUAAGGUUUUAAUCAAAUUUCACAAAGUCCUGAAAGAAAGUGAAAUGUUUUAUUUUGAGGAUGUGUAUUAUGACUCUUCUUAUGUGUUACAAAGUAGUUUAGUCCCAAAUAAAGAAAAAUAUGUCACAAUCUCCUUUUACUUUAUAACCAGCAAGCUUUCAUCUUUUGACCACUAUUAUUUUUUCAAUUUUUUUUUUCUCUUUGGGUAGAAUGGCAAUGAGAGGAAAUAUGUUUACAAAUUAUUGAUGUUUAAUUUCUUGAGUGUAAAAUAUUUUAAAACCUGGUCUCCAGAAGGUUAGGAUAAUACCACUUCAAAUGAAGUCAUCAUGGGACUGGUGUUCUAAGCUUUUUUUUCUGGAGAGAAAGAUAAGCCUUGGCAGACAUUUAAGUUUUUUUUUUAAGUGGAGCUGGUACUGCUCAGGUUUUAAUUCCUUGCAGUUAAAGCAUCAGUUGUUUCUGAUUUAUUCUUUGAUGGUAAAGAAUUUUAAAAUCCUGCCUCACAAGGUUCGGACAAGACUGCAAAUAAUCAAGUCAUCAAAUGUUAAUGCAACAACAUUCACACAGAGCAGACUAUUGUUAGGAGUAGAACAACCUUAUGUACUUUUAGAAUCUUUUCGUCUAGCAGAUAACUGUUGGUGAUUUUCAUUACUUUUAAUGUCCCAUUCAAACUUUCUCCUUUCCAGAAUUGUAUAGGUUUCUUGGUCAAAUGUUUACCUGAGAGCAGCAACAGUGAAAAAAAAAAAACCCUUCACCUACUGUCGUCUUCACAGUCUUCAGUUAUUAGCCAUCUUUGUAAUACUUAUACUUUUAUGCAGUGCUUAGAGGGUUCAAAGAUAGCUGUCAUGUUUAAAGAGUCCAAGGCAAAAACUGUUCUGGUUCUAUUUAUAAUUUGCUGUUUUCUUUUUUCUAUGUAGAUAUAUAAGUACAAUGUGACAUGUUUAGAUUUAUUUGGCCAGAUAAAAUGACAAAAUAUCUUCCACUUCUGAGUGAUGUCUGAAACUUUUAAAUAUCUUUAAGAGAAAAAUGGUUGUUCACAUUGAAGGCAGUCAGGUCAACCGAUUUAUAUGAAUAGUUCCAAAAUAUUCUUUGUUGUAUACCUAGUUUAUGUAAACAUGCUAAAAACUAAUGUAACUUAAGUUAUAGCAAGAUUGAGAUUUUCCCUUCUGAUCCAACAGUUUACUCUCAGACCAAUCAUACUAUCAACAUGGAUAUGAUGUCAGUGCCACAUCCUUAGGGCUAAAUUUAGUCAUUGUGCAGCAGUGUAAGCCCUGUAAGGUUACAAAAGAUGCACAUGAAACAUUAAAUAUAAACAAAAAUAAUCACAUAUAGUUGUUGAAAGUAGUUUAAAAAGAUUCUUUUAGCCAUUGCAGAAACAGUGACUUAUAUAUUAAUGCAGAAAGUGUUUAUGUGUAUGCAUUUUUAAUUAUAAACACAGCUUUUAAAAUAAGAGACUGUCUCAUAAAGUAAAAAUCUUAAUCUUCUCAUUUUCUUUUAGUUUUAUGGGACAGUAGACUCGAACACUGUGUACUACUUGUUUGUAGCUCUGUCACAAAGAAUUAUGAGUCCUGUCCACUGCAUGGACUGUUUGUUGUUGGGUUUUUUAAAUUAUCAUUGUUGCUUUUCAAAGUUCCCAUUACUUGCUCAGCCACAGUGUAGAUUUUUUUUAAGCAUGUCUGAGCAGACAGUAGAAAGUUAAUAAAAGGACCUGGUAUAGAUGUUUAGUUAAAUGCAAAAAUUAUUUUAAGUGUCAGGUUUAGGCUGACUCGAAAGAUUUUUUUCAAAUCCAUCCAUAAGUUAUGCAAUAACACAUAAAAUCUGUUGUUGCUUUUAAAAUAAAUUCUAAAAGGAGGGAGGAAUCACUUUGCUAGCAGUACUUUGCAUUUGCAUGAUAUAGUUCAUGAUGGUGCCAGAAAUUAGAGUUUAUUGUGGACCUUUCAGCAUUGUAAAUGAAUGGUGAUCAAUAUUUAUACUUGCCCAUUCACCCACAACUGUGCAUGUUCAUGUAAAUGAAAAACUACAAAAAUCAUCUUUGCCAUUUUACCAUUCACCUAAAUCAGGCAUCUAAUCUGUGCUUAUUCUGCCCUUGAGAAAAUAAAAGCUUGCUGAAGCGCCA